UCUUAUCUGUGCGCCUGAACAACGUCUAGGUCAACGUGGUGCCGAUGAAAUUAAAUCACAUCCAUUUUUUGCUGGAGUAGAUUGGGAGACUAUUCGUAAUAUUGAGGCACCAUUCGUUCCUAAUCUGAAAUCAAUCACUGAUACUAGCUACUUCCCUACAGAAGAUCUGGAAAAGAUUCCUGACACACCUCAGACAACUGAACGCACCUCAAGUGCUACUGGUGAAUUUAAUCAAAAGGACUUAGCUUUCGUCGGUUAUACAUUUAAAAGAUUUGACGAUUUAACAAGAAAGAAUGCUUU
Messenger RNA from Ambispora leptoticha, 300 nucleotides. NCBI's taxonomy places the organism in Eukaryota, Fungi, Glomeromycota, Glomeromycetes, Archaeosporales, Ambisporaceae. The record is from the annotation of a GenBank genome assembly.